Macadamia integrifolia is the source of this 2224-nucleotide messenger RNA. Its product is annotated as beta-fructofuranosidase, soluble isoenzyme I-like. The transcript has 6 exons. Gene Ontology annotation, biological process: carbohydrate metabolic process. Lineage: Eukaryota; Viridiplantae; Streptophyta; Magnoliopsida; Proteales; Proteaceae. Gene Ontology annotation, molecular function: beta-fructofuranosidase activity. The record is from RefSeq and is a predicted model, not a curated record. The coding region runs from base 108 to 2030 and encodes 640 amino acids.
CUGAUUUAACGACUCUUCUCUCUAUAUAUUAUUUUUGACUCGCAAGUCGCAAGUCGCAACUCGCAAAACACCACCUCCCCACCACCACUAACACCGCAACCACCACCAUGCACAUCAACCUUGAUCUCGAACACGAAGUACCCUGUUCUUAUGCUCCACUACCAAAUGAGGAGGUUCAGCAAGAGAUCCCAGCGAAUCGCCGAAGACCCAUGAAGGUUUUUGUAUCGACCAGCUCCGCGGUGUUUUUCCUGGCUUUUUUCGUGGUGUUGUUGGGCAGCCAGAGAUCGGAGACCCCAGAAGUAAUAGAAGGAGGUAGUGGAUCAUUGGAGAUUUCAGAGCAGGUGUCUAGAGGGGUGGCGAAGGGGGUAUCCGAGAAGGCAUUCCGACAAUUCUCCGGCGAUGGGUACUCAUGGACAAACGCCAUGUUAGCUUGGCAGAGAACUGCCUAUCAUUUUCAGCCAGAGAAGAACUGGAUGAAUGAUCCAGAUGGCCCAAUGUUCCACAUGGGGUGGUAUCAUCUGUUCUACCAGUACAACCCAGAUAGCGCAAUUUGGGGAAACAUAACGUGGGGACACGCCGUAUCAAAGGACCUGAUUCAUUGGCUCUACCUUCCCUUGGCCAUGGUCCCCGACCAAUGGUAUGACAUCAACGGUGUCUGGACGGGCUCUGCUACCCUCCUCCCCAACGGCACUGUCCUCGUUCUCUACACCGGUUCCACCAACGAGUCGGUCCAGGUUCAAAACCUGGCCUACCCGGCCGACCCCACCGAUCCUCUCCUCCUCAAGUGGCUCAAGUACCCUGGCAAUCCCGUCAUAGUCCCACCCGCAGGAAUCGAGUCGACCGAAUUCCGUGAUCCGACCACGGCCUGGUUCAGCACGAACGACACCUGGCGAGUCACCCUAGGGUCCAAGGUUAACACCACGGGGAUCUCUCUGGUCUACGAGACGACGGACUUCCGAUCUUACGCCCUCCUCGAAGGUGUCCUCCACGCCGUUCCGGGAACUGGCAUGUGGGAGUGCGUGGACUUCUAUCCCGUCUCCACCACCGGCGAGAACGGUCUUGACACGUCAGUGAACGGGCCAGGAGUGAAGCAUGUGCUUAAGGCUAGCCUAGACGACAACAAGCACGACUAUUACGCUCUCGGGAUCUACGAUCAGGAGAACGACACGUGGACGCCGGAUAACCCUGAGGAGGACGUGGGCAUUGGGAUGCGGUACGAUUACGGCAAGUACUACGCUUCGAAGACAUUCUACGAUCAGAACAAGCAGAGGAGGAUUCUUUGGGGUUGGAUCGGUGAGACCGAUAGCGAGGCUGCUGACAUUGAAAAGGGUUGGGCUUCCGUUCAGAGCAUACCGAGGGUGGUGGUGUUCGAUAACAAGACAGGGACCAAUAUUCUACAAUGGCCAGUGGAGGAGGUGGUGAGCUUGAGAGAGAAUACUACUCUGGAAUUCGAUAGUGUGAAGGUGGAUGCUGGAUCAGUUGUGCCGCUUGACAUUGGCGAAGCUACCCAGUUGGACAUAAUUGCCGAGUUUGAGAUAGAUGAGGAGGCUUUGCAGAAAACCAUUGGAGCAGACGUAAUUUACAAUUGCACCACCAGUGGUGGUGCUGCUGGUCAGGGUGCAUUGGGACCCUUUGGUCUAUUGGUUCUUGCAGAUGAGACCCUCUCCGAGCAGACGCCUGUGUAUUUCUACCUAGUUAAGGGUAGUGAUGGCAAUGUCUCAAGUUUCUUCUGCAGCGACGAAUCAAGAUCUUCUGAGGCCAAUGAUGUGGGUAAACUUGUUUAUGGAAGCAAGGUUCCUGUACUUAAUGGCGAAACACUAUCAAUGAGAUUAAUGAUUGAUCAUUCCAUAGUAGAAAGUUUUGCUCAAGGUGGAAGAACAGUAAUCAGCUCGCGGGUUUAUCCAACAAAGGCCAUAUAUGGAGCAGCCAGACUCUUCCUUUUCAACAAUGCAACGGGGGCCAACAUAACUGCAUCUCUCAAGAUAUGGCAAAUGAAUUCUGCUUUCAUUAAACCUUACUCUGAUCAAUGAAAAGAUGCAACUUUCCAACAUCUAUCGCCUUCCUUCUUGUAGCAUUUCUUGCUAUCUCAUCCAAUUUUUGUUGAGAUCGAUACUGCCAUUAAUUUUGCCAUUGGUAAUGCCUAUUGGGUAUGUAAAAAAUUUUAUUUUGUAUCCUACCGAAUAAAUUAUAAGUUUCUCUAAUAUAUAAUCUCUUUCAUCCUUGA